This is a messenger RNA of Neurospora tetraspora, 1213 nucleotides long. RefSeq names its product GPI-GlcNAc transferase complex, PIG-H component-domain-containing protein. Gene Ontology annotation, biological process: GPI anchor biosynthetic process. The record is from RefSeq and is a predicted model, not a curated record. Lineage: Eukaryota; Fungi; Ascomycota; Sordariomycetes; Sordariales; Sordariaceae. The transcript has a single exon. Gene Ontology annotation, cellular component: glycosylphosphatidylinositol-N-acetylglucosaminyltransferase (GPI-GnT) complex. Bases 212 to 1027 code for a protein of 271 amino acids.
AGGUGAUAACCAAGUACUGUUUCAACCCGUUUUCCUCUCUCAAUUGCGUUUCUCCGUGUAGCUGACCAUCUCGACUUGCACAGAAACAGACCUUAAGGGGUUGCGACACCACGAGAGAGAGCUUUGCGCUCGAACGGCCGUUCGCUCGUUACGAGAACCACAACACGAAUCUACACAUACACGACCGAAUGAAUACCGUCAAACACCGAAAAUGCUCACAACAACACCCUACCUCACCAUCCGGCGUCCCUCGCCCACCACCGCCGAAUUCACCCUAACCACCUGCCCGCCCUUAACCCUCCCCCUCCGAGCCGCUUUGUUCGGCGUCCUCUGCCUGCGCUUCAUCGCCGUCCUCUCCGUCAUAAUCGGCAUCUACUCGGCCUUCUUCUCCCCUCCCGCCGGCCCACCACCGCCCAUCUUCCCUUCGGGCACCGGGUACUCCCUCCUCGACUUCGACCUCAACAACUUCCUCCUCCACAUCCUGCACCUCCUCUACGUUUCCCGCCCCGGCCAAUCCCUCGCCUCCCUCGCCGUCUCCCUCCCGCCCUACGCCGUCCUCGCUCUCUCUUUCGUCACAGCAUACAUGGCCCUGUUCGCGCGGAUCCACACCACCGAAUCCCUCCUGGUCCUGCGAGGGCUGGGCAUCCAAAUGUCCAGCAGCGUCGGCGGAGGUAACUUUUUCCGCUUGGGGGGAGGAACGUUUAUGAAGAGGACGCGGUUCAUACCGACCGAAAAAAUACAGGAUAUCUUGAUCAACGAGGCGUUUAAAGGGUUUGAGGUCAGGUAUUACUUGGUGAUUGUGGUGGAGGGCGAGGAGGAUGUCGUGGUUUGCUUUCCGAGAUUGUUGCCGAGACGGAAGAUUGUUGAGAGGGUGUGGAGGGGCGCGAGAGGGUGUUUGUAUGAGAAGGAUGGACCGGUUUUGAGCGCGGGGGCCGGCGGUGGGAGUGGGAGUCAUGGUGGGAAUGGGGCGUGGAGAGGUGGGAAUGGGAAUAAUGGGAGUGGGAGAGGGGAUGAGAAGGGGGGUUAAUUUGCUCCUAUAUUAUGUGGGAGCUGGUAGGAAGCUUUGUUGCAAAGUUACUGAGAGCGGGGCGGGCGUUUUUUGUUUACUUUGGUUUAUUGCAGUGGUGUUCAAAUACCUAUAUCAUCUAUCUGCCAUUGCUAUAUACCUCUUUUUCUUGCGUAUCUGUUAUUACAUCGCAGACACCUUCCGAUC